AUGAGUGCCGGAUCCAGCCCAGGGGUGAUCACGGCCCCUCCUCUUCCCAGCAUGCCUCACAAAGAGCGGUACUUCGACCGCAUCGACGAGAACGACCCCAACUACCUGCGGGAGAGGAACAUGUCUCCGGACCUCCGACAGGACUUCAACAUGAUGGAGCAGAAGAAGCGGGUGACGCAGAUACUUAAGAGCCCCGCCUUUCGGGAGGAUCUGGAGAGCUUGAUCCAGGAUCAGAUGAAGAAGGGGAACAACCCAACAGGUCUCCUGGCCCUGCAGCAGAUUGCCGAUUACAUCAUGGCCAGCUCCUUCGCCGGUUUCGCCUCCUCUCCUCUCAGUCUGGGGAUGGUCACGCCAAUCAAUGACAUCCACCCUGCUGUGGAGGCCACAAUGGCAAAAGGGGAGAAGCUCACCAGGUGUAAGCUGGCCAGCAUGUACCGCCUGGCUGACCUCUUUGGGUGGGCGCACUUGAGCAACGCCUACAUUACGGUUAGAGUGAGCAAGGAGCAGGACCACAUUCUCAUCAUCCCCAGAGGCCUCUCCUUCUCA
Messenger RNA from Staurois parvus, 546 nucleotides. Lineage: Eukaryota; Metazoa; Chordata; Amphibia; Anura; Ranidae. The record is from the annotation of a GenBank genome assembly.